Molecule: messenger RNA, 2467 nt
Organism: Aedes aegypti (yellow fever mosquito)
Lineage: Eukaryota; Metazoa; Arthropoda; Insecta; Diptera; Culicidae
Product: zinc finger protein 37
Exons: 5
Coding region: 127-2394 (755 amino acids)
Biological process (GO): regulation of transcription by RNA polymerase II
Cellular component (GO): nucleus
Molecular function (GO): zinc ion binding; DNA-binding transcription activator activity, RNA polymerase II-specific; RNA polymerase II cis-regulatory region sequence-specific DNA binding
Source: RefSeq, a predicted model, not a curated record
GCAUUUUGUUUGUACACAUUCCACCUUUGCUGAAUCCGCGUCGUUUGCAGCUGGAUUUUCCGUUUUCCGUGAUCCAAUUCCCAAUCCGAACGUUCUGAAACUCAUUCGUAGUGAAUCGCGACCAUCAUGGGCCCCCGCAAGGCUCGGAUGUGUAGGCUAUGCCUUUCGACGACUGCUAUUCUCCGGUCAAUUUUUACCAUCUUUCGAAACUAUAAUCUAGUAUUUAUCAUCCGGGAUGUGGUUAAGCUGGAGAUAGAGGAAGAUGACAAACUGCCCAAGUCCAUCUGUAAGUCGUGUGCGGUCAAGCUGAUUCGAAUGCGAGAAAGUGCUACUCUGUUCAUUGACAGUGACCGGAAGUUGCGUGAGAAACUGUCUGGGGAUGAUGACGCUGAACUGUCGGAUGUGGCCAAUGAGCUCGGAACUUGUCGUAAAAGGAAGUACAAUAAACAAACUGAUCUGGAUGUCGACUCUCUGGAUGAAAGCACUGAGUUGGAUCGGGAUGAAACGGUCAAUGAAGACAGAAGGACUGAAAGAUUGGUCAAACAGGAACUCGUUGAACAUGAUGGAACAGUGAGGAAGGAUGGUGAUAAUCAUUUCAUUGAUGUCAAAGAAGAACUAAUGGAUAGCGAUGAGGAUGACCUGCCGCUGAAAAUCCUUUCAAUAUCCGUUGGAGCUGCUUCGUUAGACAACGUUGUAAAGGAUGAAGAAAAGCCAGUGAUGGUUGAUGGUUGUAAGAAAGAGGAAAACCCAAUAGAAAAAUCAUUUUCGCAAGAAUUCGACGACAUGGAAGAGGCUGACGAUAAAAAGUACGAAAGCGAUUUCGGCGAUCCAGUUGCAUCAAGCCCACAGCAAUCCGAUAACGACAGCGAAUUUGAUGCAUCGAAGAAAAGAACUCGCCGAACUAGGAACGUGUCUGCCAGCAAGCCGAAAGCGAAGAGAGCUUACACAAGGCGGAAGAAAAUUAUAAAGGAGGAGAGCGAUGAUGAUUUAUCGGAAGAUGGUGACGACGAGGAGAAGGAUAAGACGUUCGAGAUUGGCGAUGCAAUUAAGCGUAAUAAAAACCAUGAAAUCGAUGGGUCAGAGGACGAGGUUAUAGUAAAGAAGAAAAGAGGUCGUAAGAAAGGAACGAAGUUGGCAAAGGACCCCAAUAAACCAAAACGAAGACCGGGUGCGCCAAGAAAAUACCCGAUUAUUACAGGUCCGGUACCAACGAUGCAUGAUUACAAGUGUUACAUUUGCAAUAGCGAGUCCUUGGGAUGUAAAAAGGCUUUACUCGAACACUUUUCGACCCACGUUGACAGAAUUCCAUUCACGUGCAAAGAAUGCGUGAUGGAGACGGUCGUCAUUAACCGAGUGAGAGGUUUGAAUAGUCACAUGAAGAUGCAUGCCCAACCGGUCAAGUGUGACUAUUGCGAUCGCCGAUACAGCAAUUCAGCUGGAAAGUAUUACCACACCCAGGUGUUCCAUCUAGGUCUUGGGGCACCAUGUCAGGUUGAAUGUGAAAUUUGCGGCAAAACGUGCGGCUCGCAGCAGGCUCUCAAGUCGCACAUGAAAUAUCACACGACGAAGCUGAAAUGCAGCAAGUGCGAUAUGGUCUUCAAUCAUCCGAACAAGCGGAGAAAUCACGAGCGGCUACAUGACGAAAAUAGAGGGCUGGAGUGCGUUAUUUGUAAGAAGGUUCUACAAAGUCUGGAAUCUUACGAUGUGCAUUUGAAGAAGCACAGUCAAGAACGCAGUUAUCAGUGUAAUCUCUGUUCGAAGAAGUUUGCCACGUCGUGCAAUCUGAUUCUACAUCUAAAGGUACAUGCUAAAAACGAUAACUACCGGCCGGCCAAGUCUUGGAUUGAGCACUACACCGUACUAAGCCGCAAUCCGAUGCACUUCAAAUGCAAUCACUGCGAUCGUUACAACACUGACAAAGUCAAUAACAUGAUCUCGCAUCUGCAGGCGCAUUUCAAAGAGUACGAGUGCGACCAGUGUAAGCACAAAUUUGCAACAGCCAAACAGCUGAGAGCGCACUAUACCACCCACACCGGUGAUAAACCGGAGAAGUGCAAAUACUGCGAAAAGGUGUUCUCCACCAAAAAUAAUCUGCGAAUUCAUUUGAAAGCAUCGCACCCGGAGUGGGUUCCCCAGAGGCAACAAGCGCCAACCGUUACAGUGACUCAGCCGGCCGCUAAUCAAACUACGAUACCUGCAACGGUAGUAACACUGGCUCCAUCGGUAGAUGCUGACUCUCAACCGCCAGCCACUACACCAAAUUCGGACAUUUUCGAUGCGACAAGCAGUAACAGUGGAUUCGGUAUGAUAAACCAACAGCACGUUCAACUUCAACAGCGCACCCAGCAGUUACAACAUCAACCGAUGACAAAUUUGAACAUUCUUAGAAGUUAAGGUAAGUGCUAAAAUUAAUGUACUCUUAUAGGUAGUCUGAUAAUAUUAUAAUCAACCAUAUUUAAAGUCGAAA